ACCUGACCUGUGGACAGCCAAUGAGGGAUCAUGACAACACUGCAUUGCUCGGUGUUAUAUUUACAUCAUCUGUGUCAGAAAGGCUGCACAGAGCUCAGCAGGAGACUCAGCUGCACAAAACUACAGCAUCUCAUCACUGGAGAAACCUGCUCCACACUGGAUCUGAACUUUGAUUAUUACACUUUUUGACAGUUCUCUCAAAGAACAACAUGAAUUCAAACAACUCAGUGUUUGGUCAGACUUUAGCGCAGGUGCACAGUAAGUUUAUUAUCGUGCAGGUGCUGGUGGUGAUUUUUCUCUGCGUCAACUUGUUGCUGAUCGUGACCUUCUUUAAAAAUGAAUGUUUCUACACAACUAUUCGCUACAUCCUCUUUGCUGUGACGUUACUGUCGGACAGUUUCCUGUUCUUAGCGUCUGACUUUAUUUUCAUCUUUAACAUUUUCCGAGUCACCAUGCAGGUUUCGUUGUGCAGCGUCAGCUGCAUCAUUAUGGGCUUGUACCUCAUCGUCACACCGGUGACUCUCACAGUGAUGACGCUGGAGCGCUACGUGGCCAUUUGUAUGCCCCUACGUCACGCGGAGCUGUGCUCCACACACAGCAGUGUACACGUCAUCCUCGUCAUUCACGGCCUCAGCUCUGUGCCCUAUGCCGUCAUUUUUAUCACCUUCUUUGCUUCAGCAUCUGUUGACUUUUUCUAUCAAUAUAGGACAUGCAUUGUGGAGAUUUUCAUUUUGUAUAAAUGGCAGGAUCACAUCAGGUCAGCUGUGUUUCAGUUCUACUUCCUCAUCAUGUGUCUCAUCAUCAUGCUGUGCUACAUUAAAAUAAUGAACGUGGCCAGAACUGCGUCAGGAGAUGAUAAAAUAUCCUCCAGGAAAGGACUCAGGACGGUGACUCUUCAUGCUUUCCAGCUGCUCCUCUGUCUCAUCCAGUUUUGGUAUCCUUUAAUAACGUCCAGUCUAAUUAAUAUUGAUUUCACUGACUUACAACAUGUCCGUUUUUUUUGCUACAUAAUGUUUAAUCUUGCACCGCGGUGUCUUAGUCCUCUCAUUUAUGGCCUCAGGGAUGAAAUGUUUCUCCAUGCACUGAGAAAAUGUCUCUCCUGUGGCUUGUGUGACAGAAAAUAAUGGUUGCUUUAAUUAUUUACUUGUCUUAUUCUGUUAGAUAAUCUGCUUCAUUUAAAAUUCUGUAUAUGGACGGUUAAAUACAUGUAGUAAAACUGCCAAUAAACACCACAACUAUCUACCUAAUUAUGUAAUAUACUGUGUACAUAAGAUUUGCUGCUUUAGGGAAUGACUGACAGACCUGAUAUAAACCGAUUAUAUAACUGUUAUAAUGGCCUGAAAUUGAACCUCUAUGCCACUUGAAUUAAUCUAUGUCCAUCUUGUCAAGGUUGUCAACUGUUUUUCUUUUAUGUAAUGUGUGUAAAUGGGAUGGGGUGCUUUGAAAGGUCAGUGGGGUUAACCGGCUAAAAUUGAGAAGCCUAACUUACACAAAAAGUCCAUUACCGUUGCCACACGACACUAGUCAUUAUUUGGAGAUGACAAAACAAGUUUUAAUAGGCAUUAUGUCAACGUGGUACCUUCCUCUUCACUCAACAGAACACUGUGGCGUUUAAAUAUUACGUUUAAAGGGUCUGGUAUCGAGCAAGGAAGCCGUGAGACGCAAUGUAAUUCCCACCGUGUAAUAAAAUUAAAUAGGGCAGCAAUGAUUAAAUGAAUAAUCCUUUAUUUACUAGAUAUUAUAAUAAUCUUUAACUAUUGUUAUUGAUAUUUGUUCUUAAAAUGUGGAUAUUUCCUGCAACAGUUUGGUUUUAGUGUUUUGCACCACAAGAAACAUAAUGUUUGUCCGUGGCUGUAUAGCCCACGAGGAUAGAGGCUGUUAACCCCGGAGACUAGCGAUAUUUGUCCUGCUCAUUUUCUUUAACAGGUUUAAACACAAUGAACCUGACAUACACAGUGUACAGUGAUUGUUCACUUUAAAACUCUUCUGGAAUAAAACAAAAAUCACGGUCACGUUAUGCCCAAGCUGACUUCCUCUAGAGUACAGCAUCAGAGCACAGAGUAACCAACCCGCUACUGAAACCUACUGGUAUAAUUAAAUACCGUCUGAAGUCACUUUUCCACACUAACAUUACAGCUCACAUUGUACAGCUAAGCUAACCACAAUAAAAACCUAUUUGCACUCUUGAAUGCACCAUAAAUUGGUCCAUGAGUAUUCCAAGACACUGAAGACAUAUUCUGAUACGACUCAAUUUUGCUGUGUAGUGUAUUACGUGUUAUAUAUUAUACUAUACGUAUUAAUAAAUCACAUAAACACAUACAGUAUAACACAUGAUACCACACAGAAUUAUUUGUUGUACGUUAUACUGUACGUGUUAUUGGUCAAGGUUUAUGAAACAUAAUAAUGAACCACAUAUGGUGUUAUAUGUUAUACUGUUCGUUAUUGAUGAAGGUUUUAUUAAAUGUAAUGGCAUGGGGAAGCCUAAUGUUGGACAACUGUAUGUUAUGUCCAGGAUUAAUAAUUUUAUUUUCGAUAACAACUUGGGGAAGUGAAACGGGAAUCAUCAUUAUUGUUCGAGGGAGAAUUGCGACUGAAUCCAUUGCCUUGCAGUGAGGUUUACUCCACAUUGGUAACUAACUAUUUUGUGAAGAGGAGGAACUCUGCAUUUGCUUCACAUUGACCUUUUAAUAUUAAAAGUGUGACAGAGAAUCUUAGCAGUAUCCUGAUACAUUAAAUGAAUCAUGUAGUGAAUAAAAAAUGUUUUAAAUUUCCCUGAAACUAAUGUCACAGAGUCUAAAUCUGUUGGUAUAUUUCCUUACCUGGACAUAAUCAUCUCUGAACAGACACCCAUCGCUAUAGGGAGC
This is a messenger RNA of Solea senegalensis (Senegalese sole), 2864 nucleotides long. Its product is annotated as odorant receptor 131-2-like. Gene Ontology annotation, biological process: G protein-coupled receptor signaling pathway. The record is from RefSeq and is a predicted model, not a curated record. Gene Ontology annotation, cellular component: membrane. Gene Ontology annotation, molecular function: G protein-coupled receptor activity. NCBI's taxonomy places the organism in Eukaryota, Metazoa, Chordata, Actinopteri, Pleuronectiformes, Soleidae. The transcript has a single exon. Bases 210 to 1124 code for a protein of 304 amino acids.